GAAUAUCAUAGGCAUAUCCAACAUUUGCCAACGGUCAUAUUUGAUUCAUUAGAGAGAGAAAGAUGCCGAAGAGAAGGGUUGCAUCUGUGACAGCAGCAGCAGAAGAAGAUACUUUGCAAAACCAUGGCAAUAAUCCAAACGAAAAAGAGAAUAGUGAAGGAAAUGGGUUCUUUGCUUGCUACCUCUUAACCUCUCUCAGCCCUCGCUACAAAGGCCACACAUACAUCGGAUUUACAGUGAAUCCAAGGCGCCGGAUCAGGCAACACAAUGGGGAAAUUGGGUGUGGAGCUUUUAGAACGAAGAAGAGGAGGCCAUGGGAGAUGGUUUUAUGUAUCUAUGGCUUCCCAACAAAUGUCUCUGCUCUUCAGUUUGAAUGGGCUUGGCAACACCCUGUUGAAUCGUUGGCUGUAAGGAAAACAGCAGUGGAAUUUAAAUCCCUCUCAGGAAUUGCCAACAAGAUUAAACUUGCAUACACAAUGCUCACCCUUUCAUCAUGGCAAAGCAUGAAUAUCACUGUGAACUUCUUCUCCACUAAGUACAUGAAACACUGUGGUGGUUGUCCGAGCUUGCCAGCGCACAUGAAGACCAAAACUGGCUCACUGGAUGAACUUCCAUGCUAUAGUAUAUAUGGUUUGUCAGAGUAUGAAGAUGAUAAUGUUGAUGAUGUAGAAUUUGAUGAUAAUAAUAAUAAUACAAGUGCUAGUGGUUCUGUUCCAGAUGUGAGUGAUGACUUGGACUUUCCUGAUUCACCAAAAAAUCAAAUCCACGGGGAGAAGAUUAGUGAAGAAUUUGAGUGGAUUAAAGAAUCUGAAGCACAAGAAGCAUCUGUUAAUUCAUUGUCUUCACAAGAGCAGCGCCUACCGAUUAGUUCUACAACACCACAGACGACGAAAUCAUCAUCAUCAUCAACAACUACUUUAUUACAAAGAAUAGAGAUCAUUGAAGAAGCUGAUUUUAUGAAUGUGAUGAAUAAAAGUGAUUCUGGUUUGAUUGAACCAGCACAAUCGGAUGCUACAUUGGCAGGCAAUACAAAUCAAACUGUUGGCAGCACAUUUGUUGUGCCUCAUGAAGCUGAAAUUGUUGAUUUGUCCACCCCUUCUCCUAGUUGCAGAAGUGUUUUGGACAGGAAAAAGAGAAGAGUUUCUUCAUCUGUUACUGAUUUUAUUGACUUAACAAACUCCCCUAACUUUGUUCAGUUGUAAGGUUCUGGCCUGCCACAACCUGUAUGGUGAGAAAAGAUUAUUUGUUAAAUAAUUUGCUGUGUCACACCUCAUUAUCUUUCUCUGAUAUGGGUCACACAAAGCAGUUAUUGACCACAGACCAUGACAGUGUAAAAAUGGAGAAAUCUGAACGAAUAAAUAUAAUGUUGUUUGUUUGCUCAAGUUUUGAUUA
This is a messenger RNA of Vigna radiata var. radiata (mung bean), 1392 nucleotides long. RefSeq names its product structure-specific endonuclease subunit SLX1 homolog 1. The transcript has 4 exons. Gene Ontology annotation, biological process: double-strand break repair via homologous recombination. Gene Ontology annotation, cellular component: Slx1-Slx4 complex. The coding region runs from base 63 to 1202 and encodes 379 amino acids. Gene Ontology annotation, molecular function: crossover junction DNA endonuclease activity; 5'-flap endonuclease activity. Lineage: Eukaryota; Viridiplantae; Streptophyta; Magnoliopsida; Fabales; Fabaceae. The record is from RefSeq and is a predicted model, not a curated record.